AUAUCUACAUAUUUAUUUACAGUCGUCUCUCUCACAUCUUGGUUUCAUUUUCUUUUUCUCUUUCUCCACCUACACUUCAGUCUGUCUCCCUCUCCCUCUCUCUCUUCUUGAAACGUGCAUUGGUGAAGCCUGAAACGAUUGCUUUCUGCAUCUGCGUGCAAAACUCAGCUAUAUGCGAGGCCCAGAUCGGAUUGUUUAAGCUCUGGAAUCUGGAGCAGCCACCAUCAACAUUCAGUUGCACAAGGUGAAUGUUGUUGGUUGUUGGUGAAUGAAAAAAUCUGGCUUCGAUGAAUUGGUGAUUGACUGGAAUUGGGAUUUGAGUUUGUUGAAAGGAAGUCCAUGAUAAGGUUUUGCAAUGGGAUACCUAAACGUGGAGAAGAAAUGGGUGUUUCCUCUUGUGAUAAGCUCACUUAUAUUGGUAUUUCUUCUUGCAACUUCCUUCAACAUGGGCCUUGUCUCUUCACUUCACACAAUCAAUUCAAUUUUCUCUAUAAUCCCAACUCGGCUGUCAGCAAAUCAGACGAGGCCAGAUUUUGCUGAAACGAAGGUUGGACAAUCUCCGCCUCCUCCUUAUGGUCCAAGAAUACCACGCUUUGCUUAUUUGGUUUCUGGGUCAAAAGGUGAUUUAGAAAAGCUUUGGAGAACUCUUCAAGCGCUGUAUCAUCCCCGGAAUCAGUAUGUUAUCCAUUUAGACCUUGAAUCACCGGUAGAGGAAAGACUAGAGCUUACUUCUCGGUUGAAAAAUGAUCCAAUGUAUAGCAAGGUUGGUAAUGUUUACAUGAUCACCAAGGCCAAUCUGGUUACUUAUCGGGGACCCACCAUGGUUGCUAAUACACUUCAUGCUUGUGCCAUUCUUCUCAAGAGAAAUGCAGAAUGGGAUUGGUUCAUCAAUCUCAGUGCUUCAGAUUAUCCUCUUGUGACUCAAGAUGAUCUUCUUCAUGUGUUUUCCAAGUCGGACCCCGGUCUUAAUUUCAUCGAGCACACAAGCCAGCUAGGUUGGAAAGAGGACAAGCGAGCAAUGCCAUUGAUCAUAGAUCCUGGCCUUUACAUGACAACGAAGUCAGAUAUUGUUUGGGUCACACCACGACGAGACUUGCCAACAGCAUUUAAACUAUUUACAGGUUCAGCAUGGAUGGCUCUGUCACGAUCUUUUGUGGAAUACUGUGUUUGGGGUUGGGAUAAUUUGCCAAGGACCUUGCUCAUGUACUACACAAACUUUGUCUCCUCCCCUGAGGGCUACUUUCAGACUGUUGUCUGCAAUGUACCGGAGUAUGCAAAGACUGUUAUCAAUCACGACUUGCACUACAUUUCUUGGGAUAAUCCCCCAAAGCAGCAUCCCCACAUUCUUUCCCUUAAUGACACCGACAAAAUGAUUGCAAGUGGUGCUGCAUUUGCCCGGAAAUUCAAACAAGAUGAUGCUGUUUUAGAUAAAAUUGAUCGAGAAUUACUUGGCCGUAGUAGUGGGGGCUUCACCCCUGGGGGCUGGUGUGCCGGAAAACCUAAAUGUUCCAAGGUAGGGAACUUGUCCAAGAUCAGACCAGGUGCAGGAUCCCGGAGGCUUCUCCAGCUAAUAACUAAGCUAACCUUGUCAGCUAGACUAGGUGAAAAUCAGUGUACAUAGUUUCGACUGAAGUCUCUUGCCAGCGGAUUGAAAAAAAAAACUUGAAAAUCAGAAAAAGGAGGUUACAAAAUUCUUUCUGUUCACAAGCUGAGCAACAACUUGGACAUUAUGCCGAAUGAGUUGCAGCGGUGGCCUCAUCCUCGGGUUAGAAGUAAAGCUAUGUUAGUGUGAUUAGAACAUUAAACAUACAAAACCAACAUGGGGAGUGCUGUUCGGAAUUGAAGAUGAUGGCCACGAUCGUCUUUCCGGUAAGGCUAGAAUUUAUAGAAACAUUCAGGGAUACACAGAGAUUCUCUCAUUGUUUUGUUUCCUAGAGUUCAGAUUCUUAAAAACUCUUAUUCCACAUUACUUGGAUGAAUAAUAUACAGUUCAAUCUUAGUUUUUGGUUCUCAUUUCUAGAGCA
This is a messenger RNA of Carica papaya (papaya), 2024 nucleotides long. Lineage: Eukaryota; Viridiplantae; Streptophyta; Magnoliopsida; Brassicales; Caricaceae. The record is from RefSeq and is a predicted model, not a curated record.